Molecule: messenger RNA, 1138 nt
Organism: Thamnophis sirtalis
Lineage: Eukaryota; Metazoa; Chordata; Lepidosauria; Squamata; Natricidae
Source: RefSeq, a predicted model, not a curated record
UUGAGUGACUGGCAUCAACCAACCCUAGCUGUUCUUCUAACAAGAUUUUUCUGUUACAUUACACUGGAGACUGGCCUCGCACAUGGAGUCUGAGAAAAAGAUCUACAAGUACAAGAAAGUGCUGAGUAAUCCAAGCCGCUUAGAGGUGGUCCUGAAAGAAAUCCGGAGUUUGGUGGACAUGGCGCUAACUUCCCCUUUGCAGGAUGAAUCCAUCCAUCAAGCUCCUUUAGAAAUUGUUUCCAAGUUGCUUUCAGAGGCAACCAAUCUAACUGCUCAAGAGCAUGAAAAUAUUAUUGUGGUAAGUUACAAAAACUCUUUUCUUGGGAAGGGGGGGAUAAUGAGUCUCCUUAUUUGGCUAUUUGCCUUCUUGGCUACAUUGGAAAGAGGUGCAAAAGAUGUUUUGUGUGUGUUUGUGUUUUCCUCACUUGAACCUUCCUUUCUCCUUCAGGUUCACAUUUUAAUGGGCUCCUGCUACAAGACAAAAAAGUUUCUGCUUUCCUUGGCUGAGAACAAACUGGGCCCCUGCAUGUUGCUGGCACUGAGAGGCAACCAAACCAUGGUGGAGAUCCUUUGCCUGAUGCUGGAGUACAACAUCAUUGAGAACAAGGACACGCAGCUUCAGAUCAUCUCAACCCUCGAGAGCACUGAUGUGGGGAAGAAAAUGUACGAGCAGCUUUGCGACCGACAGAGGGAACUCAAAGAGCUGCAAAGGAAAGGCGGCCCCACCAGGCUAACACUGCCAUCAAAAUCCACGGAUGCGGACCUGGCUCGUCUCUUAAGCUCGGGCUCUUUUGGGAAUUUGGAGAACCUCAGCCUGGCCUUCACCAACGUCACAAGUGCCUGUGCAGAGUAUCUAAUUAAACUGCCUUCACUCAAGCAGCUGAACCUGUGGUCCACUCAGUUUGGGGAUGCAGGUUUGCGGCUCCUCUCUGAACACCUCACAAUGCUUCAAGUGGUCAACUUGUGUGAAACGCCAGUUACCGAUGCUGGACUGCUGGCCCUGAGCUCCAUGAAAAGCCUCUGUAGUUUAAACAUGAACAGCACCAAGCUCUCAGCAGACACCUACGAAGACCUCAAGGCUAAACUGCCCAAUUUGAAGGAAGUGGACGUUCGCUACACUGAAGCUUGGUGAAAAAAA